Molecule: messenger RNA, 2080 nt
Organism: Xiphias gladius (swordfish)
Lineage: Eukaryota; Metazoa; Chordata; Actinopteri; Istiophoriformes; Xiphiidae
Gene: cdc42ep5
Product: CDC42 effector protein (Rho GTPase binding) 5
Exons: 2
Coding region: 138-1079 (313 amino acids)
Source: RefSeq, a predicted model, not a curated record
GAAAAUUCACACAGACAAACGACGGCGAGAAAAAGAGCGAGGGAAAAGUCGAGAGGGGAGCGCCAGCAAAGAGCCAGAUGAAAAAGUUGGACACUGAGGAGGCAGCCAACCGAAGACCAGAAUAUACGCUUUAAAUUAUGCCGCUUCACAAAUCAUCCCGGGCCCCUCGCCUGGACCCUACCAUGAUCUCAGCGCCACUGGGUGACUUUCGCCACACCAUGCACAUUGGAAGGGGAGGUGAUGCCUUUGGGGACACCUCCUUCCUGUCCACUCUUGGCCCGAGUCCGGCCAGCCCCGACCAGGGGAGUCCGGGGGACAUGGCAGCUGCUGAUCCUGAGGUGGCAGUCAACCACAGUGAUCUUCAUACAGAUCCUCCAGGAAGCCCACAGAACAAUGAGCUUCAGCACUCUGAGUCGGUGUCUUCAUUCACCCUGGACCUGGACCUGGAUCUGGGCCCAUCUAUGCUGGGAGAUGUAUUAGGAGUGAUGGACGGAUUGGGACUUGACUCCAAUGAGGAGAAUGCGCUCAGCUCCAAAAGCGGCAUAUCAUCGGUGGAAACGAGGCAGGGAAAAGGGGCCAUGGAGAUGUCUGUUAACAUGCAGAACGAGCUGAAUGGGAAGAACUUGGUUGGGUUGGAUGGAAACCAGGUGGGAGACGGCAGGAUACCAGAUGGGAAUGGGAUCAAGCCAAAGGGGUUAAAACCAAAAGUGAGAUUCAGUGACAAAAGAGAGGAGAUCAUUCGCCAGGCAUCUGAAGAGGAAGAAGGUCAAGGAUUUGACUUCCAGGAUGAGAAUCAGCUGGUGUGUCAAAAUCCAACGAGGGCUGAGAGUGGGAGGGACGAGAGCCAAGUAGGAGAAGGUGAAACUGAGUUCACCAAUCACAAAGUAGAUUUGCCACCUAGUCCUGCCUCAUCACAUAGCUCAGAGUAUGAAGGAGUCACUCCAUUGGACAGGAGGAGGGUCGACAGCUGCCACUCAGAGACUGAUUCAGAGGAGGAGGAGGAGGAGGAGGAGGAGGAGGGGGAAGUAGGAAGAGGCUACACAUUUGAAGAUGAGUUUGAUGAUGAAAUUGGUCUAUAGGGGAUAGGUAUGAUUUUCCCAUGAAAACAGAUCUUUGCUGUUGAGUAAAUCAAGGAUACUGUAUUUUCCUUAACUCGUCAUUUCAUUAGCAUUCAUGGGAGGCUUAAGCAGAAUACAUCUGAAAACAAACUGGAUUUUUCAAGACACAGAGGUAUAUGGUUAAGACGAUGUUGCUCAACUGGAAAAGACAUUUUAUGUUUUUAUCUACAAGGGUAACAGAUUUGCCAAAGACUGCCAUUUUGAUCAGAAAAAGCAAAAUGUCAUUUAGGUUAUUACAGUGAAAAGUCUGUAGCACUUUGAUUUAUUUCAUUCACCUGGAAGCUUUGCUAUGAAACUGAAAGUUUGAUUCAGACUAAAUGAAUGAUGCUUGCAUUGUCAAUUUUUUACUAUGUCUUAUAUUUACCAUCUUAAGCGCACACAACAGGCGUUGUGUUUACUGAGCUUUAUGUUAUAGUGGAGCUGUACUUACAUUAUUGUACCCUGUGCUAUACCAAUGUCUUAUUAGUUUUUUUCUCGUAUUGCAUGUUUAUUACAGUCUCCAUGUCUUCUCUUGAUGUUUAAUACAUUUGAAAAGCUUUACAAAGAGUCCCCAGAGACACUGUCAGAAAAUAAAAAAUGAUCCUGUGUAUUAUGAAUUACUGUGAAUCUGUCACAUUCCUAAUCUGACAGUUUCUCUGGUUUAGACCGAAUCAAAUUUGUUCUCAGAAUGCAGUUGUUUUGUAUGUUUUCACACCUACCGAAGUUUCUUGGGGCUGCGGGGCAGGACUGAUACUUAAAUGCUAAGACAAUCAUGGGAUUUAAAGGACAAAUUGUAAAUCAAGACCAGUGGUGUAUUUUUGUACAUGCUUUUUUGCUUGUAUAAUGCUUGUUUUUAAAAGUGUUUUAUUUCAUAAUGCUGUAAAAGGGAGAGUUCAUCAUGCUCAUCUGUUGAAAAUGCUGGUUUAAACACGUUAACCUGUUGUUACAGUGAAAACAAUAAAACUAUUGGGAUUUUAAAAUUA